GACGCACGGGCUGCUAAGCAUCGCAAGGUCGCGCAGAACAUGGCCAGGGUCGCGGAGUUAGCCUAUGGCGCCUCGAAGAUCACCCAAACUUUACCCAUGCUGGCAUAUAUUCAAGUCAAGGCCGACGUUACAUCUCACAUGGAAGAGAUAUCCGACAGAGUGUACUCCGUUAGCGACUGCGUCACGCACGGCAAGUCCUGCAUCGCAGAGGUUGCCGGUAAUGCGCGGCCCCUCUCACGCUCCGACAGCCGGGCGUCUGGGCCACCGCCCGCGAGCCCGUCGCCCACCGAGGUCACCGAGGAGGACGAGUCGGCCAAGAGGCGAAGGCACUCCAGGAGCCCCAGCGGGAAAUCUGAGACGUUCCCCGAGGCCACCAGCGGUGCGUCGAGCAGCGGGGGGGCGUCAGCGAGCGGAGUCAAUGUGCUUCUGGGGGCGCCCGCGCCGGCGGUUACGGAUGACGUCAAAGAGGCGGGCGAGUUGCCAGCUAACCCGCGCCAGCGUCUAGUUCCAGCCGACGGGCCCACGGAGGCCCCCGCGUGCGCCGGGGGCGCUACCGGGGCGAUUCCCCCACCUCAAGCGGGCAAUCCGUCGCCCGCAGAGGCGCCCAUUACAAAGGAGCCGAUCGCUCGCAGCGAGACCCACGCCAUCCUGAG
Molecule: messenger RNA, 653 nt
Organism: Prorocentrum cordatum
Lineage: Eukaryota; Dinophyceae; Prorocentrales; Prorocentraceae
Source: the annotation of a GenBank genome assembly